Oreochromis aureus is the source of this 2584-nucleotide messenger RNA. RefSeq names its product MLLT3 super elongation complex subunit (gene mllt3). Gene Ontology annotation, biological process: regulation of DNA-templated transcription. The record is from RefSeq and is a predicted model, not a curated record. The transcript is spliced from 13 exons. Gene Ontology annotation, cellular component: super elongation complex. Bases 139 to 1848 code for a protein of 569 amino acids. NCBI's taxonomy places the organism in Eukaryota, Metazoa, Chordata, Actinopteri, Cichliformes, Cichlidae.
CCGGCGAGCCUUUCAAAGUCUUGGGUCUGAGUUGAGUCCCUAAGAAACCAUGUCGGCCGUCAUAGGCAAACUGCACUCACCUCUCAUUUAAUAUAAAACGAAUUCUCCAUGAAAUAACACGAAGCCUCGGCCUCAGCUAUGGCCAACUCGGGUGCUGUACAGGUGAAACUGGAACUUGGUCAUCGUGCCCAGGUCAGAAAGAAACCCACGGUGGAAGGGUUCACCCACGACUGGAUGGUGUUUGUGCGAGGACCAGAGCACAGCAACAUCCAGCACUUUGUGGAGAAAGUGGUUUUUCAUCUGCACGAAAGCUUCCCGAAACCAAAGCGAGUGUGCAAGGAUCCACCGUACAAAGUGGAGGAAUCUGGAUACGCAGGCUUCAUCUUGCCCAUCGAAGUUUAUUUCAGAAACAAGGAAGAACCGAAGAAAGUUCGCUUUGAUUAUGACUUGUUCCUCCACCUGGAAGGUCACCCGCCCGUCAAUCACCUCCGCUGUGAGAAGCUCACCUUCAACAAUCCAACAGAGGAGUUUCGUAGGAAGUUACUGAAAGCUGGAGGGCAACGAAAUCCUCACAAACGAAGUUCAGAAGACUCAAAGGUGAUGAUAAUGCAGGAGGGCUCAACCUCCCUGUUUGGCUCCCACCUCAAGCUGGCAACACUUCCCAACAGCUCUGACACAAAGAAAAGCAAAGGCUUUAAUGCCUCCAAGGAUGGCUCUACAGGAAACGCUUUCCUCAUCAUGGCCACAACCACCAGCACUGACAACAGCAGCAUCUCCAAACUCCACAAGCCAUUAAAGGACCAUAAAGACAAGACCCCAAAAGAUUUAAAAGACCCCAAAAGUGCCUUCAGGGACUCGGGCUGGGAACCCGGAAAAGCCCUCAAAGAAUCUUCCAGGAAACCCAAAGAGAACCAGCCACUCAGAGAGAUCAAUCCUAAGAUGGGCUUCAAGCAGCCCAAGUCUUUGUCUAAGGAGCGUAGGACCGAGGGGAUAACUCAUGGGUCGAGGUUAAACAAGCGCUUGUCCGGCCUCGAAGGUGACGAUCACAGGACCAAAAGACGCAAAAAAGGGUUCAUGAAUUCCUCGGAAAUGCAGAUUUCAGAGUUAGACGGUCAGUGUUUGGAUAAGAAACUACUGAGAGACAGAUCGCAGGUGCACACCAGUAAGCUACGAGCAGAAAGCGAGGACGCAGACCUCAGGAGGGUGUCCACGCUGCCGCCAUUCCAGGACCUGGUCGAUGCUAAUGACUCUGAUAUGGAGGACCAGUCUGCCAGAUCAGAUUCUGAGCAGCCCAGUCCAGCCGGUUCCAGCUCCAGUUCAAGCUUUGCUCCUACACCCCACAAACGGCAAGUGCUUGGCCCACUGCAGUCAGUGAUGCAGGAUCUGCACUCGGAUGACGACGAUGACGAUUCAGAGGACGACAACGACGACGUGGAUUCAGACACGGAUCGAGCAGCCCACACACACCUCACACACCACCAGCACAGGAUUAAUUUAAGUGAUGGCAGCAGAAGUGACAGCUCCUCCCAUUCCCCGCUGUCAUGCAGUGAGGCCCCGCCCUUAUUAAAGUCUACUAAUAACCAGAUAGUGGAAGUAAAAAGUCCCACCAAGCAGAGCAAGCAAGACAAGAGCAAAAGCAUGGAGUGUGAUAAGGCUUACCUGGAUGAGCUGGUGGAGCUGCAUAAAAGACUAAUGACACUAAGAGAAGGUCACAUACUGCAACAGAUUGUAAACCUGAUUGAAGAGACCGGACACUUCCACAUUACAAACACUACGUUUGACUUUGACCUUUGCUCUUUGGACAGAAGUACAGUAAGGAAGCUGCAGAGCUAUCUCGGGACGUCCUGAGGCUCGGAGCAGUCGGGUGCUGGAUCCGAGCCUCUGACUCGUCCUGAAUCAGUUCCAGCUGUAGUUGGCGUGUCUAAACCUCACAGUGGAUCCAGCCUCUGCUUCGACCCCCCUGAACAAAGAGUUCACCCUGCUGCAGAAAUCGGGGGUAGAUGUACGAGAUCAGGAUGUCAGCAGGCAACAAUCUGAAAACUUGAUAUGAAGGGUUGGUGGGUGGGAGUGAUUCUGCUGCCAUGUAUGUUGUUGUUUAUCGUGACAAAUGCAUGAUCAACUUUGCCUUACAACAUUGUACGUCUUAUUUAUUAAAUUUAAUUUGCAGGUGUGUGUGUGUGUGUGUGUGUGUGUGUGUUGGGUGGAAAAAAGUGAAACAGGACUUUGUUGAAGAGCUCUAUAAGGCACAAGUCUGACCAGUAACACUACUCUGCUUCAGUCUCCAAUCAGAUAUCCGAUUCAUUCAUUUCCCUGGGAUCAAACAGCGUCCACACAGAUGCAUCUCUGUUAUUCUGUUUUGUUGUGUGCGACCUCACAGUUUGCAAAGACGUGUGAAAUAUGAAGAAGAAUCCAACUGGAGAUCUGGAUACAAAGAGACACAUCAUGGCGAGCGUGCUGAGUUGAGAGCGCCGUCGUCUGAAAACUAAAAGUUGAGAAGUGUUUCUCCAGUUUGUUGGUCUGGAGUUAAAGCUUUAAAAAACCUUUAUUUGUAAGUGUGUCUUUAUUAAAGCCACCUUUAUGCAAA